AUGGAUCUUUCAAAGAAUGAAUUUUCAAACACAUUGUUUUUCAAUCUUACAAGACCAUUCCCAGGUGUUCUAGAUUUUGUGUUUUCAUUUUAUGACACAUUGAAUCAAGGUCCAAGAUUCAAGACAAAGUUUGAUAUCAACAAAAAUCUGUAUUGUAUUGAUUUCAAUGUUUCAUCGAAUUCUGUUGAUGGACCUAUUAUGUUUAUUUUAUCAAACUUCUAUAGUUUUCAACUUUCAAAUUUUACAUUUUAUGUUAUUAAUUCACCUAGUCAUUCCUUCCAACCAGAAAUAAUAUCUAUUAAAGCUUUCCCAUCAACAGCUAUCAACACUGACGGUCAAAAUCAAUUCCAACUUGGUUGGAAUGUCACAAUUUUGAAUGAACCAUUGGGAUUUACUUUUGGAACUUUCGAAAUCAUUUCAAAUUUGGACUCUCUUCCACGAAUUAUUAAAAUCAAUGAAUUCAACAGAAUCAAAGGAAAUGCUCAAAAUGGAACCUAUACAGUGUAUACAACGAUUGCAACCAAAUGUACUUCUCAAAACUUUACAAUCAGAUCUAUUUCUCUGUCCGAUAGCAAGAUCAAAUAUAAUCCUCUUUCAACUAUUAUUGGAACUCCAGAUGAAACUGAAUUAAUGAUUCGUCUAAUUUGUCCAAAUGUUCUUGAUACAACACCACCAGUUAUCACUGAUUUUUCAGUUACACCAUCUGUCAAAGUUUUCUCAUUGGACAGAAGAGUUCAAUUCACUUUAUCAAUCUCAGAUGAAAGUGGAACAGGAAUUUCAUUCAGACAUUUACCAUAUUUACUAUUAGCAUCUGAAAAUGGUGACACAAAAGAAAUACCAUCGUUAGGUUUUUCAUAUGUGAAUGAGAGUUUUGAAAUAUUCGAUGGAUAUUCAGAUCUACCAUAUGGAUUUGGAUUCAAUAAUAUCACGAUUUCAAUUUAUGGAAUUGUUGAUAAUCGAUUGAAUUAUGCAUCCUAUUUGACUUCCGAUCUAAGGUUGCUUGGUAAAUCAUAUCGUAUCUUCAGAGAUAUUAGUGUUAAACAUCCUUAUCUUGUUAGUUCCACUCCAAUUCUAUCAUUAGGUGGUCAAAUCGGUUUAUUUGGUGCUGGUUUUGGUUCUAACAGAUCAGAGAUCAAAGUUUUGGUUGACUUUAAAGAUGGAAAGAAUUUCCAACUCAUAGACACCGACUUUUUAUCAAAUGCUUAUUUAAACUUAAGUUUAUCAAGGUUCUUCCAGUCUUCGAUUGAUGUACAAGUUUUCAGAAAUGGAUUGAGUUCUAAUAUUCUUACUGUGAAUGUUUCAGACUACUCUACUCCACAACAACCAACUCCGACACCAAAUAUUACAACAACACCGAAUACAAAGACAUGUCCAGGUAAUCCAAUUUGCAACAACAAAGGAAAAUGUAAUCUUCAGACUUUGGUUUGUGAAUGUAUUCCAAUGUGGUAUGGUCCAUCAUGUGCAUCUGAAAUCAUCAUAAUUCCAACACCAACACCACAACCACAACCAACAUCUGAAACAACUUAUGUUUAUGAUUCAAACAAUAUCACAUCAGUUGUUCAAGUGAUUGCUGUGAGAGAAUUGGAUGAUAUUUACAAUGUUGUCAAUGAAUAUCAAAUCUCGAAUUGGACAUUAACAAUUGCAGAUCCGAAAUUAAUCACAAUUCCAACAUAUUAUUAUCAAACACAACUUGGAAACACCUCAACAACAUUGAAUGUCACAAUCGAAUUCUUUUCGAAUCAAACCGAAAGACAAUUUGGUGGUCAAAAUAUAUCGAUUUCACCAUCAUCAAUCAAAUUCUCAAUGUCAAUUGGAAGAUAUCAAUUCCAAUCAAAAACAAAUUAUCUCCAAGUUGUAAUGGCAGCAACCAUUCAAGGUUCUGAUGGAUCAUGUUCAUCGAAAUCGAUUGGAUCUGGAAAUGAUAACAAUGUUCGAUGGAUCAAAAUGAAUAUUGACAAAACAAGUCUUUAUGGAAGAUUCAUCACCUAUGGUAUCAUUGAUGGCAAUGUCCGAACCAUUGAGAAUCGACUCAUUGAUGAUGAUAAUGAAACAGAAACUUCACAAACCAGAACAACCAAAGUUGGUAUUACAAUUCCAAACUUUGAUGAUUCCGUUCUCUUGGAUCCUGACUUUUCGAAUCUCAUUGACGUCAACAACGAUUCCAAUGAGAAUGAAAUCUGUCAAUCAAAAAAGAAACUCAGUGAUGGUGCAAUUGCUGGAAUCGUCGUUGGUUGUGUCGUUGCCGUUGCAAUUUUAGUUGGUGUCACUCUCUACUUGAGAAAGAGAGCCAAAUAUAACAGAGAAAAAUUAAAAAUGUCUCAAAAAUUAAAGAAAAAUGAAUAG
This is a messenger RNA of Heterostelium album PN500, 2343 nucleotides long. RefSeq names its product EGF-like domain-containing protein. Gene Ontology annotation, biological process: sexual reproduction. Lineage: Eukaryota; Evosea; Eumycetozoa; Acytosteliales; Acytosteliaceae. Bases 1 to 2343 code for a protein of 780 amino acids. The record is from RefSeq and is a predicted model, not a curated record. The transcript is spliced from 3 exons.